CAAAAAGCUCAGAGCAGAGUCGAAUCGGUACGAAUCUUUAUCUAAAUCACUCUGAUUUAGUUUCGGUUAUUGUGAACCAUUUGAUUGCUCUGUCCUUUCAAUUAUCUAUCUAGGUUCGAUUACUUCGUUAGCUGCUUAAUUCUGUGAUCAAUUAUCUCAUUUAGUGAUUUUGAUUUUAGGGUUUUCUCUUUCUUCCUUUAAUCUUAUAUUGGGAUCUUCUGUAUCGGAUAAAGUCAUAACCUUUGAGAUAAAGGAAUCAUCUUUAUUGCUGAAAAUGAUUGAGCUUUAGGUCUAAUACAAGUCUGAGAGUCUGAUUUCGAUUCUGAGUAUAAAAAUUGAAACUUUCUAUUUAGGGUUUUCUUAAUCAUUUGUGUUGCUAUGGUUGCUUAAUGUAUCACUAAAUCUUGGUCUUAUUAGUUGGUUGCUACUGAUAUAGAAUUGCAUCUGUGAGUAAAUUUAGCUCAAAGAUAAAAGAGUCCCCUUUAUCGCUGAAAUGAUCGAGCUUUGAGCUCUAAUACAAGUUAAAGCGUUCGAAUAAUCGAUUCUGAUCAUAAAAAUUGAAUCUUGCUAUAUAGUAGUUGCUUAAUCAUUUGUGUUGCCAUGGUUGCUCAAUGUAGCACUUAAUCUUAGUUGAUUCUUAGUUAGAAUUGCAUCGGUGAGUAAACUUGGCUCAAAGAUAAAAGAGUCCCCUUUAUCGAUGAAAUUGUCGAGCUUUGAGCUCUAAUACAAGUUAAAGCGUUCGAAUAUCGAUUCUGAUCAUAAAAAUUGAAUCUUGCUGUAUAGUAGGUUCUUAAUGAUUUGUGUUACCAUGGUUGCUCAAUGUAGCACUUAAUCUUAUUAGUUGAUUCUUAGUUGGAAUUGCAUCGGUGUGUCGUUGGGAUUGUCUUUGAAGGAUUAAUAUGUGUUUUCUCUUUGCUUAUGAAGCGAUGAAGCAUCGAGUUCGGUGUUCAUGAAGGUCAGAGAGUUAAGUAUUAGCAGAACUGGUUAGGUCUUAGUGACAAACAAGGUAUUCAUGUUAUCCAUCCCUGAUACUAGAAUGUGGAAUCUAGCAUCGAGUUAUCUUACGGGAAACAUUGGACCGAAAAACGAUAUCAGAAGACCGGUCCAUGCUCAUGCGGAGUGUUCAGAUGACGAUGUAUCUUCUGUAGGUAGUAAAGACGAAGGUCUCGAGUGUCCUAUAUGCUGGGAAUCAUUUAAUAUAGUUGAAAACGUUCCGUAUGUGUUAUGGUGUGGACAUACGAUGUGUAAAAACUGCAUUUUGGGACUUCAAUGGGCUAUUGUGAAAUUGCCUACUCACCCGGUUCAGCUUCCUCUCUUCAUUUCAUGCCCCUGGUGCAACCUUUUGUCUUUCCGUCUGGUCUUCAGAGGAACACUCAGAUUCCCUCACAAGAACUACUUUGUGCUUUGGAUGGUCGAGAGGAUGAAUGGAGAGAGACGUAACUCACCUGGUGGAGCUCAAACAGAUGGAAACAAUGAUCAUACAAGGGAAACUCCAUCUCCAUGUCUCCACAAUCGCCAUCAUCGCAGUCAACCUGAACCAUCACGUUCUGUUAAUGAUCAUCGCAUUCCAAGGGACAACAUACAAACUUCACUGAGGAAGUCUCUGGUUUUCUUUGUCCAGUUGACAGCAAAGUUCCCAUUAGUUGUCAUAUUUCUGCUGAUAAUACUCUAUGCAAUACCGACCAGUGCAGCCAUAUUGGCGAUGUACAUUCUAGUCACUCUCUUGCUGGCUCUACCGUCGUUUCUCAUCCUCUACUUCGCUUAUCCUUGUCUCGACUGGCUUGUUCGAGAGAUUGUCACAUGAACUUUCUAAGGAUGCGUUCAGAAACUUCCCAUUCCUAAUUUGACGACUUUUCUUCAACAACUGAGACCCAAGAUCGGUCAUGUAAGUAUAACAAUUUCGUAAUUACCGUCUUCUUUAUCUAUAUAUGGAUGUAGUUUUGGAUUGCAUUGUUGCUCUACGAAGCUGGACGUAUGUGUUGUAAGGGCUCUUGCAGAAACUUAUUAGUAUUUGUGGAUUUGUUUGUGAGUGUUUGAGUGUCUCAAUAAGAUUUAUGUAUAUAAAGUUUAUGCAAUGUUAUUUAGGAAUUGCGUAACUAAAUGCAUUGAUUUUUCUUAU
This is a messenger RNA of Arabidopsis thaliana (thale cress), 2119 nucleotides long. RefSeq names its product RING/U-box superfamily protein. Gene Ontology annotation, molecular function: catalytic activity, acting on a protein; transferase activity. Bases 1013 to 1804 code for a protein of 263 amino acids. NCBI's taxonomy places the organism in Eukaryota, Viridiplantae, Streptophyta, Magnoliopsida, Brassicales, Brassicaceae. The record is from RefSeq and is marked reviewed. The transcript has a single exon.